Messenger RNA from [Torrubiella] hemipterigena, 2844 nucleotides. The record is from the annotation of a GenBank genome assembly. NCBI's taxonomy places the organism in Eukaryota, Fungi, Ascomycota, Sordariomycetes, Hypocreales, Clavicipitaceae.
AUGGCCACCGAACCUUUGACAAAUGCUAUGGAGUCGGCCCCAGUGUCGCCUACCAGCGAAGAUGAGGGCUCUAGACGCCAAAAAGGCACGAAAAACCGACACUUUUCUGUCUAUGCGGCACGAGCUAAGGCUGAUGUUCCUCCGUUCACCAUGUUCUCACCCGUGGAUCAUGGCGACGACGACGCUCCGCUUCCUCCCAUGCCACCACUUCCCAUAGCCCCUCGAUGGGAUUCUCUAUCUAAUGGACCACACCUCCUAUCGCACACCCUCUCGACAGGCAUGACACCUCCUACACAACCUGCCGAUCAGAUGCCUCCUCUUCCUAUUUCCACCCCUGGUAGCAUCGCCAACUCUAUCCAUAGAAUUUCGAAUCCCUCGUCGACAGGCGAGGCCUUUCCUGAAAUGACGCGGGUACUUACUUCCAAAGACUCACAGUCAGAUAUCCGCUCAGAAGCCGGUAGCGUUGGAAACUUUUCACGACCGCGGAAGCCGAGCAAUAAGCAACAGCUCACGGAAGCAAGCAACGUAUAUACGGCGGCCAUGACGCCACCAGAUCUCUCACAAAGCGUCGUGGACAUAUUACCACAGCCAGCGCCAUGGCAGCGCUCCCGCGGGCCGUCCAUUUCGUCUUUCAGGUCCGCAACGUCAGCGUCUACGCUAGCCUCGCCAAAUCCAUUGUCUCCGGACCACGACAACAAGCUUCGACAAUGGACUAGCCCCCAUGCUCUACCCGGCCGCCCGGCUUUCACACCCAGCAGCCGUGUGGACAGUGCUCAAUCUGCUCCUGGUGGUGCCGUCGGUGGUAGUGCACCGUGGAUGAGUGGAGACGAGCUACGAUCAAGUUUCAGAUCACAAUUAACAACGUCUACGACUCCUGAGACCACCGAGAGAAGCAGCGUCAUGACCAAAGAUUCCUCGGUCAGCUCCGUCUACGCAACAGCAGAGGCCGAGACCGAAGAACCCAGCCUCGAAGACGUUAUGGGCAUGUACGAAAAGGGUUUUGAGGACGACUCGGACGACAACGACUCCGACAGCGAAGAAAAUGUUUCCUCGCGACCCGCCACGGCGUUUUCUGAAACGGGUCCGUUCCGCAGAACAAUAGAUGUCACUGGUGACAUGGGCUCCAUUCCAACCAUUCCAGAGGUGACACCAAAACAGCUCGACGCCGAGAUUCGACAAUCUAAGCUCAUUUUUUCAAACCCUGACUUUAUUGCUACCCUCCCUGCUAUUGCUGACGGGGCGGACGACUUGCUGCCAAGCGUGCAAGAAGUUGAUGACUCUAGCGGCUUCACCAACCGGGACUCUGCGAGGUCAACAGCAUCCGACCCUUCGCCUCGCGGUAACACGAAUUUGCCGUUUGACGCGUCCAUCACCAUGCCUGCUGCCAUUUUGCCCUCCUCUCCUCUCGCCUCUUCUCCCGUCACCAUUGAGCCACCAGCACCUGCUCCCGCUGCACAGCCGACGCGUCCUCAGUUCGAAGAUCCCGGCUCUCGAGACCGAUAUGGUUUUAAGAAGGAGAGCCAGUUUAUCACACGACCGCAAUAUGACGAAUGGAACAAGGGAUAUUCUCAGUAUCUGUCACGCCGCCGCAAGAAGUGGGUGGCAUAUCUCAAAGACAGCGCCCUGCUGACCGACCGGCCAACCCGCUUCCCGCCUCCCAGCGCUAAAACGAAGCGGUUUGUUCGCAAGGGUAUUCCUCCAGAUUGGCGUGGUGCCGCGUGGUUCUACUAUGCGGGCGGACCUGCUAUCCUGGGCAAGAAUUCAGGACUCUACGUGAAGCUUCUGCAAAAAACUGCCAAACCAAUCGACGUAGAGGCUAUUGAGAGAGAUUUGCAUAGAACCUUUCCCGAUAACAUCCAGUUUAAAUCGGGACAUUCCCCAUCACCUUCGUCCUCGAGCAGCGAACGCCAUAGCCAAUCGACAUUAACGGGGACCAACAGCGAUGCAAGCGAGUAUGGACCAAAGGGUCAACCGGGCGAGCCUCCCAUCAUCACGUCGCUGCGACGCGUUCUCCACGCAUUUUCAGUAUAUAAUCCCAAGAUUGGUUAUUGUCAGAGCUUAAACUUCUUGGCUGGCCUACUACUGCUGUUUGUUGAGACGGAAGAACACUGUUUUUGGCUGCUCAACGUCAUCACACACAUUUACCUGCCCGGCACGCACGAGAUGAGCCUAGAAGGCUCCAAGGUAGACUUGGGCGUGCUCAUGACUGAAAUCCGCGACACGAUGCCGGACGUCUGGGAGAAGAUUGGCGGAGAGUUGGAGGGCGAAUUGGCCCGCCCAGCGCAGUCCAAGUCUAUUCGAAUUCCGUUGGCCAGACCUCGCCACCGCUCGAACCAGAGCGUGUCAACAGAGAGGCUGCCACCAAUUACGCUGUGCAUGACGGCGUGGUUCAUGAGUUGCUACAUUGGCACGCUUCCGAUAGAAACGACCCUUCGCGUGUGGGACGUGUUUUUUUAUGAAGGAUCCAAGACCCUCUUCCGCAUUGCCAUGGCCAUCUUCAAGCAAGGCGAAGGGGAGAUACGGGCUGUCUCUGACCCUAUGGAGAUGUUUGGCGUGGUCCAGUCAAUGCCACGCAAGAUGCUGGAUGCCAAUGGGCUAAUGGAGCUGUGCUUCAAGCGCCGCAACGGUUUCAACCACUUGAACCAAGAUGUGAUUGACGAUCGACGACGGGAGCGUCGAGACAAGGCGCGACGCGAGCAAGACACUGCCCAGCGGGCUAAUACAGGCAGUGGCUCGACAACAGACGUGGAACGCGACGUUUCCAAUGUGCCUCGCAGAAGAGCAACGCUCUUUGGACGCCAGAAGAAGCGCGAUGUGUCACGCCCAUCCGAGGUAGAGGCUUAG